Molecule: messenger RNA, 1102 nt
Organism: Aedes aegypti (yellow fever mosquito)
Lineage: Eukaryota; Metazoa; Arthropoda; Insecta; Diptera; Culicidae
Gene: pb
Product: homeotic protein proboscipedia
Exons: 3
Biological process (GO): regulation of DNA-templated transcription
Molecular function (GO): DNA binding; DNA-binding transcription factor activity, RNA polymerase II-specific
Source: RefSeq, a predicted model, not a curated record
AUGUCAGUUCACUACGCAAAGCUGGAUAUUACGGUCGCAUCGUUCCUUGGAUAGGCACUUUCUGCUGAAAUAUAAAACAAUUAAAGUUUCUGCUGUGAAAUUCAAAAUCAUAUGUAUCAUUCAAUGAUACCAUAUUCAGCAAUACCGAGUGUUUUUAACAGUUGCCCAGAAUCGUUCAGUGAAAAGUGAAAGAGGAGAUAUAAUCCUCGUUUUUGUAAAGCACUGUUAUAUGUAUACCAUAUUAAAUAAGAAUCAAAUUUAAAGUGAAUUUUUCGUAAAAAUCGAUAAUGAUGAUUGAUAUAUGAGGUGGAAUAAAGUGUGACAUAGAGUGUAUGCAAUGGUGAAUUACUGAAGCUAUUUGUGCUAGGCCGAAGAUCAUAUUAAGUUGCCACAAUGCAAGAAGUUUGCAGCACGGCUGACCAUAUUGGAUCGCAAGUUAAGCCUGAAACAACGGGUUUGGCAUCAUUACAAGGAAAUGUUCUAGUGGAACCAGACGCGACGACAUCUCAAUCUCGAUCCCCAUUGAAUGCUUCUAAUACUCGUUUAAAUCGUAAAGCUCUUUUGUGUGAUAAGCCUAUAAGAUGUGCUACUCAAAGUUCUACUAAUGCGGAAACAGUGCCUCAACAGAAUCAAGUGCAUCCGGAUUCGUCUUAUUGGAUGCAAAAUGAAAGUGGAUUUAUAAAUUCUCAACCAUCGAUGGCCGAGUUCUUAACCCACAUUGAUUCAGAGAGUCCUAAAUUAAUAUCCCAAGGCUAUCCAGUAGGGUCUACUGAAAAUUUGGACUCUGUUCCAGAAUAUCCCUGGAUGAAGGAAAAGAAAACAGCUAGAAAAAGUCAAACUCAAGCUGAAUUCGUGGCAGAAAAUGGAUUACCGAGACGAUUGCGAACCGCAUACACAAAUACCCAACUUCUGGAACUGGAAAAAGAGUUUCAUUUCAACAAAUAUCUAUGUCGUCCUAGAAGGAUAGAAAUAGCUGCAAGUUUGGAUCUAACAGAACGACAGGUCAAAGUGUGGUUUCAGAACAGACGAAUGAAACACAAGAGACAAACAUUGUCAAAAACCGAUGAUGAGGAUUCUAGUAAAGAUGAUUUGAAAGGUAUUU